Fibroporia radiculosa is the source of this 1221-nucleotide messenger RNA. RefSeq lists its product as uncharacterized. The record is from RefSeq and is a predicted model, not a curated record. Gene Ontology annotation, molecular function: metal ion binding; agmatinase activity. NCBI's taxonomy places the organism in Eukaryota, Fungi, Basidiomycota, Agaricomycetes, Polyporales, Fibroporiaceae. Bases 1 to 1221 code for a protein of 406 amino acids. The transcript is spliced from 9 exons.
AUGUUCCUCAGGCGUGUUACUCUUCUAGCUGCUCUUCUUCGUAUCGUGUUGGUCAUAGCUCACGAACCAGAGAACCAGAUUCCUCUAUCUGACUUCGCAGGACGGUUGACUCAAGCAGAAGAGUCUCUCGAUGCGAAGUCGUGGCUGAAGAAAUAUGGAAAGCAGAUUGACCAGGUCUUCUCUGGGCCGCUUUCUUUCUCCCAUUUACCUUACAGCCUCUGUCUGGAAGACACCGCGGCAGAAUUUGACAUUGCCGUGCUGGGUAUGCCCUUUGAUACGGGAGUCACCUACCGCCCGGGGGCACGGUUUGGGCCUUAUGCCAUUCGCUCUGGCAGUAGGAGGCAGCGAGAAGCGCGGGGUUACACACUGGCGUGGAAGGUCAAUCCGUACGAGCUGGGUUCUAAGAUCAUAGAUUGCGGUGAUGUUCCUGUUAGCCCCUUUGAUAAUGCUCUGGCCGUAGAUCAGAUGGAGGUCGCGUACUCCAGUUUGCUCGCCAGGCCUGUGGGGAGGGGAGAUGAUGUACGCGUACCUGCUGUACGCACAUUUGCGAAGGAUGGCAAAGAGCAUCCUCGUAUUAUCACACUUGGAGGGGAUCACACUAUCGUCCUUCCCAUCCUCCGUUCGCUGAACAAGAUUUACGGACCCGUGUCUGUGAUCCACUUUGAUGCGCACUUGGAUACGUGGGCCUCGUAUCCGGGCCAAAAUACAGAACAGUCUCGUGUUACUCACGGCACUUUCUUUUACCUUGCGCAAGAAGAAGGAUUGAUGACCAACACUAGCAUUCAUGCUGGAAUUCGGUGCAAGCUAGCGGGCACUAGUGACCUUGAAAACGACGAAUCCGUUGGUUUCCAGCUAAUAUCCACGGAUGAUAUCGACGAUAUAGGAAUCACGGAGAUUAUCAAACGGAUCCGUUCGCGCAUUGGGGAAUCCCCCGUCUACCUCAGUUUAGACAUCGAUGUCAUUGAUCCUGGCCUUGCCCCUGCGACUGGGACACCUGAAGCAGGUGGAUGGACGACGCGCGAAGUGAAGCGCAUCAUUCGUGGCCUUGCUGGGCUCAAUUUUGUCGGGGCAGAUAUUGUAGAGGUUGCGCCAGCGUAUGAUAAUGCUGAGAUAACGGCGAUCGCGGCCGCUGACAUUGUCCACGAUUUCCUGUCGAUGUUUUUGACACAAGGUCCACCCAAGACUCCAGCGGAACCCACCUCGUCCAGGGAUGAGUUGUAG